This is a messenger RNA of Miscanthus lutarioriparius, 153 nucleotides long. NCBI's taxonomy places the organism in Eukaryota, Viridiplantae, Streptophyta, Magnoliopsida, Poales, Poaceae. The record is from the annotation of a GenBank genome assembly.
AUGGCGCCGCCACGGCAAGGGGAGGAGCAGGGGGUCGGCGCCGGCGCUGGCGAUUCGGCGCCGGCGCUGCAGGCCCCGGCGCACGUGAUGGCGCGGGUGUUCUCACAGCUCGACUGCGUCGACCUCCUCAGCUGCUCCCUCGUCUGCAAGUGA